Suillus subalutaceus is the source of this 786-nucleotide messenger RNA. RefSeq names its product myo inositol monophosphatase. Gene Ontology annotation, molecular function: inositol monophosphate 1-phosphatase activity. Gene Ontology annotation, biological process: inositol metabolic process; signal transduction. The record is from RefSeq and is a predicted model, not a curated record. The transcript is spliced from 11 exons. The coding region runs from base 1 to 786 and encodes 261 amino acids. NCBI's taxonomy places the organism in Eukaryota, Fungi, Basidiomycota, Agaricomycetes, Boletales, Suillaceae.
AUGUCAGCCGAUACACAAACAUUAAGGCCAGUCGACCUGCGCUCUAUCUUGACAUUCACCACUGUCAAUGAAAAGAAGAAUUCCGUCGAUCUGGUCACUGAAUAUGAUGUUGCUGUCGAGGAACUCGAUUACCCUAGCUUCAAGUUCAUCGGAGAGGAAUCGUACUCCGAUGAGCCGACAUUCUAUGGCACCACAAACUUUGUCCACGGCUUCCCAUUCGCGUGUGUCAUAUACAACCCCUUCCUAGAUCAUCUGUACGCAUACACCGGAAUCGAAGGUCAAGGAUCAUUCCUUACCCGUGGCAAUAGCCAACCUCUAAAAUUACCCCUCACCAACCCUAAGCCCCUCCCCUCCUUGCAGAAGGCUCUAUUGGCCAUCGAAUGGGGCUCCGACCGUGGUAAAAAGACCCUGGUACCAAAAUCCGACUCAUUCUUGCGUCUCGCGGGCGAUCCUGCAGAUGGCAUUGCAGGGGGACGGAUGGCUCAUUCCAUACGGUCCCUAGGCAGUGCAGCGCUUAAUAUCUCGAUGGUCGCUCAAGGUGGCCUAGACUUAUACUGGCCAUGGGACUGUUUGCGUGCAGUAGUUGGGUCCCACACAGCUCUGGCUGCCGCAACAUCUGCUGGCUCUAGUAUUGAUCCUUUCAAGGUCACGCCAGACGUCCUGACAGGUCGCAAGUAUUUGAUCAUCCGUGCUAUCCCGAACACCCCCAACGAAACGGGUAGAGAGGCGCAAUUGCGGAUUGCUAAGGAUUUCUACCAGACUGUGGAAGACAGUGAACCGAAGUAG